Jatropha curcas is the source of this 1325-nucleotide messenger RNA. Its product is annotated as Peptidyl-tRNA hydrolase family protein. The record is from RefSeq and is a predicted model, not a curated record. NCBI's taxonomy places the organism in Eukaryota, Viridiplantae, Streptophyta, Magnoliopsida, Malpighiales, Euphorbiaceae. Gene Ontology annotation, molecular function: peptidyl-tRNA hydrolase activity.
AAAACUCUCUAAACCAAACUAAACCAAAGAAAAGUCUAGAGAAAACCAUGAAAUUGAGUCAGAUCAAGAGGGAUGAAUUAAAUCUUGAACUUUUUGAUGAAUCAAACCGGUAUUGUUUAAUUUAUGCAAACCGAACCUAAAAUCGUCUAGGAUCCUCUUCGUUCUUCUUCCUCCAACCGAUCUCUGAUCGCUCUUCAUUCUCCACGAACCUCAGCCCAUUCUCGGCCGGCAAAGCAACAUCCAACAACCACCUCCGGUCACAUUUUGCGACUUCAUCCUUAUAUGUUCUUGAACCAUUCUGCUCCUUUCGGCCCUCUGUUGCGCGAAAGGACAAGUGAGAGGAGGGCAGUUCACGACUCCGGACAACAACGCUGCCGCCGGCGAAUUUUAGUGCACUAGGUAGAGGGAAAAGCAAUAACUUGGGCUUAUUCUGUUGCAUGAAAGUGGAAGGAGUUGAAGAACAUGUGAUGAGAUGCUUAACAGAGUUUCUAGACGUUGCUUUUGCACUUUUGCUGCACGGCCAUGGCUUUUUGUGGGCUUGGGAAAUCCUGGCGAGAAAUAUGGAGGAACUAGACACAAUCAGGUGGGGUUUGAGAUGAUUGAUGCCUUUGCUGAAUCACAAGGGAUAUCGUUGAAUAGAAUUCAUUGCAAAGCUAUCUUUGGAGAAGGUUUUGUUGCUGAUUCAGCAGUCCUUCUUGCAAAACCUCAAACUUACAUGAACCUUAGUGGUGAAUCUAGUGGACCACUUGCAGCUUACUACAAGCUACCUCUUAAUCGUGUGAUAGUGAUUCAUGAUGAUAUGGACUUACCAUGUGGAGUACUUCGACUUCAACACAAAGGAGGUCAUGGAAGCCACAAUGGUCUAAAGAGUGUCAUAUAUCAUUUUCGAGGAAACAAAGAAUUUGCUCGGCUAAGAAUUGGAAUUGGGAGGCCUCCAGGUCAAAUGGAUCCCAAAGCCUUUUUGUUGCAGAAAUUCAAUGCAACCGCCAGAGAGCGAAUUGAUGCUGCUUUACCAGAGGGAGUUGCUGCAUUAAAGUCCAUUUUGUCUAGAGGCUUGACUGAGAGUGCGAGAUGCUUUAACCAAGAACAGAAGUACAAGCAUAUAAGAUUGCAAACAAUGCUGACAUAACAUCUAAAGGUAUUAGAUUUCUUUGACAUGGUAACUGACCUAUUGCUAAUAGGAAAUACUUUCAGAACUGAACUCAAAAUCUUUGUUUUUUGGUAGAUUACAAAUUUACUUGUAUUGCCCAUAUAAAAAGUGAAGUUUUCCGCUCCAUUCUUAUGCUUUAUGUGAUCAAUUUACUAAUGGAUGAACUAUGGAUCUA